AUGUCCAGUCACAACACCGAACUCGACGACUUCAUGCAGGGUCGGGAGUUCGAGGGACAUCUAGCUGUCUCCCGAUCUCCGUCUGCACCUCCCGAACCAGCACCAGAGCCUCAGACCAACAAGAAGCGAAAGGCUGAAAAGGAACCCGAGGCCAACAAGAAGCCCAAAGUCCUCGAGAACAAGGCGAUCUACCUUUCGAACUUGCCUCUCGACACCACCAGGGACGAGCUUCACGACGAAUGCAAGAAGUAUGGUAUCAUUGAUAAAGGCGCAAACGGCGAGCCCCGAAUCAAUAUGUAUAAAGAUGAUGAGGGCAACUUCAAUGGCACCGCCUUGGUCGUCUACUUCAAGAAGGAGUCGAUCCGCAACGCGGUCUUGAUGAUGGACGACUAUCCUCUUCGCCCCGGCGACACGAAGAACGGUCAUAUCCACGUCGAGCCUGCUAAGAUGGAGUUUAAGAAGGAGAAGGAUGGCGAUAAGGUUGCAUCGAAGCUAACGCGUUCCGAUCGUAAGGCGUCGGAGCGUAACAGGCAAGAGCUAAACCGCAAGCUGAACGAAUGGUCUGACAACGAGGAGGAAGUUGCUCAGACCUUCGUGGCGAAGAAAAACAAGUGGGCCAAGGUCGUCAUCAUCAAGAACGUCUUCACCUUGGAUCAACUCGAGACCGACCCGAAAGCCUACCUAGAGAUCAAGGAGGACAUGCGCGAGAAGGCUGAGGAGAUCGGCAAAGUGACCAAUACCACUCUGUGGGACAAAGAACCCAGGGGUAUCGUCACUGUCCGCUUCAGGGAAUUCGAGGACGCAGAGAAGUUCGUGGCCUGGAAGUUCGGCGGCAUUCGAUACAACAAGCGCUCUCAAGAGUUUUCGCUUGCCGAAGACAAGCCCCGCUUCAAGAAGUCUGGUCGUGGCGACUACUCUGAUAGCGAUGACGAGGAAGCGGUCCUGAACACGGCUUAG
Alternaria conjuncta is the source of this 957-nucleotide messenger RNA. RefSeq lists its product as uncharacterized. The coding region runs from base 1 to 957 and encodes 318 amino acids. Gene Ontology annotation, cellular component: U2 snRNP; U2-type spliceosomal complex. The record is from RefSeq and is a predicted model, not a curated record. The transcript has 3 exons. Gene Ontology annotation, molecular function: RNA binding. NCBI's taxonomy places the organism in Eukaryota, Fungi, Ascomycota, Dothideomycetes, Pleosporales, Pleosporaceae.